Phalaenopsis equestris is the source of this 1009-nucleotide messenger RNA. RefSeq names its product abscisic acid receptor PYL8-like. Bases 252 to 782 code for a protein of 176 amino acids. Gene Ontology annotation, cellular component: nucleus; cytoplasm. Gene Ontology annotation, biological process: abscisic acid-activated signaling pathway. The transcript has 3 exons. The record is from RefSeq and is a predicted model, not a curated record. Gene Ontology annotation, molecular function: abscisic acid binding; protein phosphatase inhibitor activity; signaling receptor activity. Lineage: Eukaryota; Viridiplantae; Streptophyta; Magnoliopsida; Asparagales; Orchidaceae.
UUUUUAUUUUUAUUUACUAAUUUUCUUCCGGACAAAGAUGGAGAGCAGUUUCUUCAUAGAGUGCCGCGAGAGCGAGAGGGAGAAGAUUGGGGAUUGAGGGCUCGCUGAGAUCGAGGGAGGAGUGUUUGACGAGGACUGGAUUGCAGCGGGGAGCAGGAGAAGAAAGGCGGAGAUCCGGCGGCCGGCGGCUGAGGAGUUGACGUUCUGUGUUGAGCGGACACUUUAAGCUUUAACGGUUUUGCAGGCCGACGAUGGAAUCUGAGUACGUGAGAAGGCAUCACAAGCAUGAGACGAGUGAGAAUCAGUGCAGCUCUACUGUCAUCAAGCACAUCAAGGCCCCUGUUCAUCUCGUGUGGUCUCUGGUAAGGCGAUUUGAUCAGCCGCAGAAGUACAAGCCCUUUGUGAGUAGAUGCGUGGUUCUGGGAGAUUGGGAAGUCGGAAGUGUUAGGGAAGUUAAUGUGAAGUCUGGCCUGCCGGCUACCACCAGCACCGAGAGGCUGGAGCUUCUUGACGAUGACGAACACAUUCUCGGCAUCAAGAUCGUCGGAGGUGAUCAUCGCCUAAAGAACUAUUCAUCAGUCAUAACAGUGCAUCCCGAGACCAUCGAUGGAAGACCAGGCACUCUGGUGAUCGAAUCCUUCGUUGUUGAUGUGCCGAACGGAAACACAGAAGAUGAGACCCGCUUCUUCGUGGAGGCCCUCAUAAAAUGCAACCUCAAGUCUCUAGCGGAUGUAUCAGAGCGCCUGGCGUUGCAGGAUCGGACAGAGCCUAUUGAUUUUUGAUGAGCUGAAAAGGCUUGCAGGAUCAAUCACAUCACUUCCCCAGCUGUUUGUUAAUCUCGAUCCUUGGCUAGAAGAAGUGAUUUGUAAAGGUAAGGGCUAGGUGUUAGAUUAUCGUUUCUGUUUUUAACUAUUUUGAUUCUCUGUGUAUGCUUUGUAGUUGGUACUGUGCAAAUGGAUAAACAUUUUCGAAUUCAUAUAUAUAUGUAUAAAUAUAUUAUUGUCGUUUA